This is a messenger RNA of Protopolystoma xenopodis, 249 nucleotides long. The record is from the annotation of a GenBank genome assembly. NCBI's taxonomy places the organism in Eukaryota, Metazoa, Platyhelminthes, Monogenea, Polystomatidea, Polystomatidae.
AAGCGUCGCAAAAAUGAGCUGGAUAGUUUAAAGGCUUGGACUGUCAAGUAUCCGGGCAACGCGGAAGCAGCUGCUGCAGCGGCAGGGGCUGCCGGAGAAAAGCUGGAUGAGAGGACCUGGGACGAUGCUAUUGGUUCAUACAGUCAGGCGCUUGGUGAGCAGGCCAAGCGACGAAAGCGUAUCGCCCGUUUGUCGGGAAAUCAGGAUCCUGCCUUCGUCUUUGAGAACGAUGAGGAUUAUCCUAAGUAA